CCACCAGAUUAUUCGUGGUUAUUGUUAUAAAUUACACGUGAAUACAAUACACAAAGGCCCCGUACUAUUGUCAUACUAAUAUUAGUAUGUUCGUCAUUAAUCCUUUAGCCAGCUGCUUUAGUUAACGUUAGCUAGCUAGCUAGCUAACAGUUAACAUUAACCGGACAUCUUUUGUGUCGCGUUAGCUUUACACUGGCUAGCUUGACAGUAGCUAUCCUGUCGAUAGGGAAGUUUAUCAUUACGUUUCUGGACCAAAUCCUAAAUUCUUUGACUUGGGGGCAGCUGGAGAAGUUGAAGCACAGCAGAGACUACAAAGCAGCUGUAUACCUAUUGACACUGUGUGGGGAGGAUGUCUUCGCUACAUACAUACUACAACCACGACAGUGUUACUCGCUUCAAGAAAAGAAAAGCACGUUUCUCUUUCAGUGAAGUCCACAUACUGUUGGAUGAAGUAAGGAAGCAUCGUAUGGUUAUUGUGGGCAAAUUCAAUCGUGGUGUGGCAACAGACAUAAAGAAACGCACAUGGGCAGAGAUUACUGCACGUGUCAAUGAGAUCGGGGAGUGCCAACGUGAGGUCAUCGAAGUCAUCAAGAAGUGGUCGGAUUUAAAGUGUGACACCAAGCGGAAGGUGGCUGCCAUGCGGUCAGGAACAGUGCCCAACAGGGGCCUCAACUCUCGUCUCUCCCGAGACCUUAAUCAGACUGAGAAAAUAGUGCUCCAGAUUCUGGAGAUGGGCGACGAAGACCAGAGCACGGGGGACUUUGGCCAACUGGGAGAUGACGAUGAUGUGCCCGAGGAGGAAGAAGAAAUGGAAGAGGAGGAUAUGAUUGGAAUGCAGAGUUCUCCUAAUGGGGGGUUGGACAUGGGGUCUAUGCCCCCACCAACCUCCUACACCGUGAGGGACUCUUCACAAACUGUCUUUGAUGUGCAGUAUGAAAUACCUGCAACGGAAGAUGCUGAAGCUGCAUUUGGAGACUCGGACGAUGACCAAAGAGAUGACAUGCCUCCUUCCACUCCGACCGCAAAACCAACAGAGGAUCACCAAGGAAACAACGGCAUCCAGAAACAAGGACAACCUCAGACGUCCUCCGGACCGUCAACAGCCACGCUUCCAAUGCCAGGUCAGCCCUCGCAGAACACGAGAGACAGCAUGCUACAUAACGCAUCGCUGAGCCUUCAAGAACAGCACGCCACCAACAUCCUGUUGGAGACGGUUUCACGCUCCCUAGAGCUCCUGUCUGAGUCGGUACAGCAGCUGGCAGAGACCCAGCAGGAGUUUGUACGCGAGUCGCUGCAGCUCCAGCGGGAGACGGUGCAGGUUCUCAGAGACUUCACAGGUGGAGCCAUUGCGCUUAUGCAUGACAAACUGAAUGGACGGCCAGCAUUAUAGCAACAAAGUGUCACACAGAGAUGUCGUUAAGUUGCGUCACUGACAUGCAUACAUACAUGGCCUUCAGGUGCUGGAACCUUUAAGUUCCUCUGGACUCCACCGCAGGUUACUGUACUUUUUGAUAGUACUCAACAGAUUUUCUGUUAUAUUUUAAACCUGUAUUGUAGAAACGUUGUAUACAUGGAAUUGCUGUCUGUGAGGUUACAUGAAAAUGGAUGGAGAAAAUAACCAAUGUUAGCCACAAAGAAAGAACAUUUGGAGUUUGUUUUGUUUUGCUACUGAAAGUGAGACUCCUAUCACUUACGUUGUAAAGCCUUUUUUAUUAAGCAUACACCACAUUUAAAGCCUUUCCAUUCUUUUAAUGUUGAUGCAAAGAACCAGUCUUUGAUUUUGAAAAGUCAGUCAAAUCCGUUUGUGUGUCCUUGUAUAAGUUGUAGUUGCAUCAGUGUCUGGAGAUUAUCACGUGUACUGUAAUAAUGAGUGGAUUUCCACACCUGACCAUUAUAUGGUCUAUAUGUCUGGAAGUUAAACAAGGUGUGUUAGAUUAUUUUGAAAAUACCCGUAACUCAAUAAGUUGUGAUUGCCUGAUUUUGUUUUUUACAUUGCAAACAUGAACACUUGAAUAUAAGUUUCAAUAAUUUCUCUUAAAUAUGAAAUAAACCCCUCAUGUAUGUAAC
Messenger RNA from Sander lucioperca (pikeperch), 2067 nucleotides. RefSeq lists its product as uncharacterized. The coding region runs from base 350 to 1390 and encodes 346 amino acids. The record is from RefSeq and is a predicted model, not a curated record. Gene Ontology annotation, cellular component: nucleus. The transcript is spliced from 5 exons. Lineage: Eukaryota; Metazoa; Chordata; Actinopteri; Perciformes; Percidae.